GGCGGGUGAGUGAGGAGUGUACGGGACUGGAGAGAGAUGUGGAGAGCUGGGACGCUUUGGACCACCCUCGGCGCCCCUGGCUUUUCCCAGCCACCUCUCAGCCAGGGCCUCGCCUGCAAAACCCCAUAUGACAGAUGGGAAAAUUGAGGCUCGAAGAGACCAAGUGAUUUUCAAGGUCACACAGCGAGGAAGCAGCAAAACCAGUCAGGGAUGGCUGUGGAUGGUUCCGAGGAAAAGUGUGAGAACUCCGUAGAGGAGCUCUGUCUCCCAAAACGCAGGAGCAUGUGUAGGGGCAGGCUACCCUUCCUUGGGGCAAAGCUUUGGUAGGGUGGGGAAAUGAUGGAAAUUAGGGUGAGCCCUAGACCGCGGACGAAGGGGGGAGGGGCGGUGUAAUGGGCGUGUGCGCACCCACGGGGGUGUGUGCAUGGGUGGGAAAGUGCAUGCGUGGAGAUGCACUAUUUUGCGCGUGUGCACACGUGUGCAGAUGUCAGCGCCUCCGUGGUCGCGGGACUAGAGCUGGCGUGGCUCAAGUGGACAUCAGGUCCGCGAGGCGCAUCCACGGGACUCUGAUCUGAGCUCAGAGGGAGGCUCCCAAAGCACAUCCUGGGUCCAGCAUACCCUGGCAGGCAACCAUGGCGGGCACACUGGACCUGGACAAGGGCUGUACGGUGGAGGAGCUGCUCCGUGGCUGCAUUGAAGCCUUCGAUGACUCUGGGAAGGUGAGGGACCCACAGCUAGUGCGCAUGUUCCUCAUGAUGCACCCGUGGUACAUCCCGUCCUCUGAGCUGGCAGCGAAACUGCUCCACAUCUACCAACAAUCCCGGAAGGACAACUCCAAUUCGCUGCAGGUGAAAACGUGCCACCUGGUCAGGUACUGGAUCUCAGCAUUCCCAGCGGAGUUUGACUUGAACCCUGAGCUGGCUGAGCAGAUCAAGGAGCUGAAGGCUCUGCUAGACCAAGAAGGGAACCGGCGCCACAGCAGCCUCAUCGACAUUGAGAGCGUUCCCACCUACAAGUGGAAGCGCCAGGUGACUCAGCGGAACCCUAUGGAACAGAAAAAGCGCAAGAUGUCCCUGUUAUUCGACCACCUGGAGCCCCUGGAGCUGGCGGAGCACCUCACUUACCUGGAGUACCGCUCCUUCUGCAAGAUCCUGUUCCAGGACUAUCACAGUUUCGUGACUCAUGGGUGCACAGUGGACAACCCCGUGUUGGAGCGCUUCAUUUCCCUCUUCAACAGUGUCUCGCAGUGGGUGCAGCUCAUGAUCCUCAGCAAGCCCACGGCCCCUCAGCGGGCACUGGUCAUCACUCACUUUGUGCACGUGGCUGAGAAGCUGCUGCAGCUGCAGAACUUCAACACGCUGAUGGCUGUGGUUGGGGGCCUGAGCCACAGCUCCAUCUCCCGCCUCAAGGAUACACACAACCACGUCAGCCCUGAGACCAUCAAGCUCUGGGAAGGUCUCACAGAGCUAGUGACAGCCACUGGCAACUAUGGUAACUACCGGCGCCGGCUGGCAGCUUGCGUGGGCUUCCGCUUCCCCAUCCUGGGUGUACAUCUCAAGGACCUGGUGGCCCUGCAGCUGGCACUUCCUGACUGGCUGGAUUCAGCCCGGACCCGGCUCAAUGGGGCCAAGAUGAAGCAGCUCUUUAGCAUCCUGGAGGAGCUGGCCAUGGUUACCAGCCUGCGGCCACCUGUGCAAGCCAACCCUGACUUGCUGAGUCUCCUCACGGUGUCACUGGAUCAGUAUCAGACAGAGGAUGAGCUGUACCAGCUGUCCCUCCAGCGGGAGCCACGCUCCAAGUCCUCGCCAGCGAGCCCCACCAGUUGCACCCCACCUCCCCGGCCCCCAGUGCUAGAAGAAUGGACCUCAGCCGCUAAACCUAAGCUGGACCAAGCUCUCCUAGCGGAGCACAUCGAGAAGAUGGUGGAGUCUGUGUUCAGGAACUUUGAUGUCGAUGGAGAUGGCCACAUUUCCCAGGAAGAAUUCCAGAUCAUCCGUGGCAACUUCCCUUAUCUCAGCGCCUUUGGGGACUUGGACCAGAACCAGGAUGGCUGCAUCAGCCGGGAGGAGAUGAUCUCCUACUUCCUGCGCUCCAGCUCGGUGCUGGGAGGCCGCAUGGGCUUCGUACACAACUUCCAGGAGAGCAGCUCCUUGCGCCCGGUUGCCUGUCGCCACUGCAAAGCCCUGAUCCUUGGCAUCUACAAACAGGGCCUCAAAUGCCGAGCCUGUGGUGUGAACUGCCAUAAACAGUGCAAAGACCGCCUGUCUGUGGAGUGCCGGCGCCGGGCCCAGAGUAUGAGCCUGGAGGGAUCUGCCUCCUCUCCCUCUCCCACACAUGCCCACCACCGAGCCUUCAGCUUUUCCCUGCCUCGACCAGGGAGGCGAGGCUCCAGGCCCCCAGAGAUCCGGGAAGAGGAGGUGCAGACGGUGGAGGAUGGAGUGUUUGACAUCCACUUGUAACAGAUGGUGAUGUGUCAAUGGAUGAUGGAGUCAUUCCUGCUUUGGAGAAAAGACUCGGACUCAAGCAGGCAGCCUGGGGCUUGGGGCGGGAAGUUGGGGCUAGAGGUGGUGUGUGAGGGUGGCAUGCACUGAGGGCAGGGCUAGGGCUGGUGUCCCCAAGGUUGUACAGAUUCUUGUGAAUAUUUGUAUUUUCCAGAUGGAAUAAAAAGGCCCAUGUCAUUAAUCUGGA
This is a messenger RNA of Octodon degus (degu), 2688 nucleotides long. It is a transcript of the gene Rasgrp2, whose product is annotated as RAS guanyl releasing protein 2. Gene Ontology annotation, molecular function: guanyl-nucleotide exchange factor activity; calcium ion binding. The transcript has 17 exons. Gene Ontology annotation, biological process: positive regulation of GTPase activity; Ras protein signal transduction. The coding region runs from base 633 to 2459 and encodes 608 amino acids. Gene Ontology annotation, cellular component: plasma membrane. NCBI's taxonomy places the organism in Eukaryota, Metazoa, Chordata, Mammalia, Rodentia, Octodontidae. The record is from RefSeq and is a predicted model, not a curated record.